This is a messenger RNA of Aspergillus eucalypticola CBS 122712, 813 nucleotides long. RefSeq names its product PaaI family thioesterase. The transcript is spliced from 2 exons. The record is from RefSeq and is a predicted model, not a curated record. Bases 1 to 813 code for a protein of 270 amino acids. NCBI's taxonomy places the organism in Eukaryota, Fungi, Ascomycota, Eurotiomycetes, Eurotiales, Aspergillaceae.
AUGUCCCUCCCACGCACUACUACCACCUUCACCCGCCUUCUCUCCAAACGACCACCCACCCACCUCAUCCCUCACACCCAAUUCCGCACCAUCAAAGCCGGCGCCGCCUCCUCAGCCAUCGAAUCCCCCUCCACGCUCCCUUCCUACCAUGACCGUCUCGAGCAGCCCCCAACCCCCCCUCAAUCGACGCUCUCAGCAGCCGAACACCUCAUAACCACACACCCUUUGGUCCAAUCCCUGCGCUCGAACCCCUCGUACAAAGAAUCCCGUCCCCAUUUGCACAUGAAAUCCUCGCACCGGCCGAACCACUUCGUCGCGGGGACGCUCUCCGGCGCGAAUAAGGUGACCGUGCCGCCGUAUAUGUUCACUUCGAUUGUCAACCGCAAACCAUCCUCCCAGGAGGGAACAACAAAAGAAGGAAAGGAAUCUCCGCGCGCGCGCCUCAUCUCGGUCUUUCACAUCGGGCCACAGCUCUGCGGACAUCCUGGGUAUGUGCACGGAGGUUUGCUGAGUGUGAUGUUCGAUGAGGCGUUCGCGAGAUGCGUCUCGGAUUCGUUCAAGAGUGGGUUGGGCAUGACGGCAAAUUUGAAUGUGGAUUUUAGGAAGCCGGCGUUGCCGGAGCGGGUGUAUGUGCUUAAGGCGGAGACGGUUAAGGUGGAGGGGAGGAAGGCGUGGGUGGAGGGUGAGAUGAGGAGUAUGCCUGCUCCUGGUAGUGGGGAGGGUGAGGAAGGGGAGACCGUCGUGGCGGAGGCCAGGGCGUUGUUUGUGGAACCGAAGUUUGCGGAGUCCAUGGUGCCGCUGUAUCGGAAUUGA